This is a messenger RNA of Molossus molossus (Pallas's mastiff bat), 2178 nucleotides long. It is a transcript of the gene CASP8, whose product is annotated as caspase 8. NCBI's taxonomy places the organism in Eukaryota, Metazoa, Chordata, Mammalia, Chiroptera, Molossidae. The transcript is spliced from 8 exons. The record is from RefSeq and is a predicted model, not a curated record. Gene Ontology annotation, biological process: negative regulation of extrinsic apoptotic signaling pathway via death domain receptors; proteolysis; apoptotic process. Gene Ontology annotation, molecular function: protein binding; cysteine-type endopeptidase activity. Bases 301 to 1761 code for a protein of 486 amino acids.
UUGUGUUGUUCAGCUCUGUUGAAUUUGCUAGUACAUUCUGAAUGUACAGCAUAGAGAAAUAGGAAGUGAGCUCCUGUGGAGUGAUCGAAAGUGAAAGAAAACUUACUGGAGGCGGUUCCAUCCCCACCUUUCUUCCUACAGUUUUCAAAGAAUUUUUCUCUGAUUGUGUGAACAAGCCUGAGGACUGGGAGCACAUGAAAUUAGGCAGUUUAGGGGCUUUGGCAUGAGAGACUUGGUGACUGUGAUGUUGCUGGGACAGGGUGGAGCAGGCUACAACGAUUCAGCUAACCCUGAACAAGCAUGGAUUUCACCAGUUGUCUGUAUGAAAUUGGGGAAGAUCUGAGCAGUGGUGAGGUGGCCUCCCUCAAGUUUCUGAGCCUGGACUACAUACCACAAAGGAAGCAGGAAUACAUCAGGGAUGCCUUAACACUAUUCCAAAGACUCCAGGAUAAGAGAAUGUUGGAGGAAAGCAACUUGUUCUUCCUGAAGGAGCUGCUAUUCCAAAUUAAUAGAAUGGAUCUGUUGGAUAAGCACCUGAACACUAGCAGAGAAGAGAUGAAGCAGGAACUUCAGAUACCAGGCAGGGCUCAGCUCUCUGCAUACAGGGUAAUGCUUUUCCAGAUUUCAGAAGAUGUUACUGAAUUGGAAUUGAAGUCCUUUAAGUUUUUUUUGAGCCAGGAGAUCUCCAGAUGUAAACUGGAUGACAACAUGAACUUGCUCGAUAUUUUCGUAGAGAUGGAGAAGAGGACCAUCCUUGGGGAAAGAAAUUUGGACACCCUAAAAAGAAUCUGUGACCAAGUUAACAAGAGUCUGCUGAAGAAAAUCAGUGAUUAUGAAGAAUUAAGCAAAGAGGAGCCGCCACUUGGGAUGCUGUCGCUGUCGGACUAUCCAAGAGAACAGGACUAUGAGCCCCGAGAACCGGACUAUGAGCCCCGAGAACAGGACUGUGAGCCCCGAGAACAGGACAGUGAGUCACAGCAGACAUCGGACAAAGUUUACCGAAUGAAAAGCAAGCCUCGCGGGUACUGUGUGAUCUUUAACAAUUAUGAUUUUAGUGAAGCACGGAAGAAUGUGCCCAAACUUCGCAACAUUAGGGAUAGGAAUGGAACAGACUUGGAUGCAGAUGCUUUGUGCACCACCUUUAGUAAGCUUCAUUUUGAGAUAGUGCCUUACAAAGACUCUACAGCAAAGGAAAUCUGUGAAGUUCUGAAAAAAUACCAAAGCAUUGACCACAACGACAAAGACUGCUUCAUCUGCUGCAUCCUUUCCCAUGGAGACAAGGGCAUCAUCUAUGGCUCUGAUGGGCAGGAAGCCCCCAUCUAUGAGCUGACCUCUUACUUCACCGGUUUAAAGUGCCCUUCUCUUGUAGGCAAGCCCAAAAUUUUUUUUAUCCAGGCUUGUCAAGGGGAUAACUACCAGAAGGGUAUAGCUGUUGAGACUGACUCGGAAGAGAAGGAAGCCUAUUUAGAAAUGGACUCAUCAUAUCAGAAAAAAUAUAUCCCAGAUGAGGCUGACUUUCUGCUGGGGAUGGCCACUGUGAACAACUGUGUUUCCUACCGAAACCCUUUGGAGGGGACCUGGUAUAUCCAGUCACUGUGCCAGAGCCUGAAAGAAAGGUGUCCUAGGGGUGACGAUAUUCUCACCAUCCUUACUGAGGUCAACUUUGAAGUGAGCAAUAAGGAUGACAAGAAAAAUAUGGGGAAGCAGAUGCCCCAACCUACUUUCACUCUGAGGAAAAAGCUCUUCUUCCCUCUUAUUUGAUGUAUAAAAAACACUAUGUUUAAUUUUUUACAUUGAAACUUUACUUUAGUGUUUCAUUUACUUGCAUAACACUAUGCUUAAUUUAAUAAGAUGCUGCUAUUCUUCCCCCCCCCACCCAGUUUUGUUGUUUUUGUUGGGGUGGUGGUGGUGGUGGUUUUGUUUUUGAUGUCAGAAAGGAGAGAGAAUGAAAGUCAAUAUAACUUAAUUUUUUAUCAAAUUCAAGCCUAAAAUCUCUGGCUUUGUAACAAUAGCUAGAUACUUAUAGCCAUUAUUUUAAUUGUAUUUUUUAAUUUGAUAAAAAAGUUUUUAAAACCUAUAGUAUAUACAAAAGUAUAGUUAAGUUUAAAUAAAAGGUGAGACCAUAAUGGUUCGAAAAGUGGCAGAAUGUAUUUCACACAUAAUGCAUCUGUUUUCAAC